AUGCAACUAUCUCGAUUUGUUACAUCUCAAGUACCUCUAAAUCUUACGUUGAGACAUGACAAACUUAAACCGUUGCUUUCGAACUCUUAUACAUACCAUUUCCUACUUGAGCUAUCUACAAAACAGCCUCCAGCGGCUUUAGGAACGAAACUUUUGUUAUCUGCUAUUUUUUCUGGUCUUGUAUCAAUGAACCUUUUUUACGCAUCGUCAAGGAAAUUUUAUAACGAAUAUCUCUUAUAUAAAACUAUUUCAAAUGGCCAUGAAUCUGAGUUUGAUAUGGCAGAAGACUUGAUUGUGCCUCGACCGCAAGCAUUAGAAAGACAUAAUGAGAUUCUUCAGUCAACUGUUUUUGAGAGUAAAUAUUAUGUUGUUUGCGACAAGCAAGAAGAAUUUAUUACUUUAGCAGUGCAAUUGACGCCGAAAAUUUUGGGCUCAGAUAAUGAGAAGCGCACUAAAUGCUUUUAUGCAAAUUAUCAAAAAUGCGCUGAUGGUUCAAAGUGCGUUGUAGUAUUUGUUACUAGUAAAGGAUCGCGCCUGGUCGCGAGCAAAGGAGCCCGUAAUGUUUCGGAAGCAAACAUAUUUUGGCGAAAGAUAUUGAAGCAAAACAAUCUUACGAAGCCUGCACCGCUUGCCCCUCCACCUCAACUUUAUCGAUCCUCACAAUCUGCUUUAGUUCAAGCAUCGAAUCAAACGCUUUCUCCAAUUUCGACCGCACAUCACCAAAUUUCACCGUCAGUAUCAAGAACUCAUCAAAACCGUCAAGUUCGAGGUCUUGACAUUUCACCUUCUACUAGCGAUCGUUCCGAUUUUCUUCUUCCACUUCAAACAGGUGUAUCUUCGUCAACUAUAUCAAACUUCAGUCAGCCUCUCUUUAGUCCAAGCUUAAAUUCUCCUCUUACUCCUCGUAAACCUUAUCCUGGUAUCUCUAGUCUCAUAUAUGAAGGCCAGCGAGUGUUUAUACAAAGGAGAACUUUGACCGAGAUACAAAUUUUUACUAAUAUACAAAAUCAUCAACUAAAGUUUAUAUGUUCGGGUAGAGUUAUUUCUCCCUACGAUUUGGAAGCCUGGGAAGCAAUGUUGAGCAACGAAAAGUUUCCGACAACGAAUUCUGGUCAAGAUGCUUACGAUGUUGAUAUUGCGACCGUGAGCCUUGCAAUUGAGUUUGCCAGUAAUAAUACCAAAACUGCAAAUUUCAAUGCUUUGCUUCUUCAUGCAUUAAGUCAAAUGCAUCGCGUAAUAGAUCCCGAAUUCCAUGGGGAAGUUCCAAUAGAAGCGUAUAAUUCCUUAUUUCUUCUUAAUGGAUUGAAUUCUAAAAUUGAUGAAAAUAAACGUGUUCCAAUUGAACUUGAUCAAAAAAAACUUGUGAUCGAUCCUAAAGUUACUCGGGAUACCAGGCUUAAAGCCGAACAACUUAUGGAUGGGUUGUUGACAGUUAUUUUGAAGUUGGAUCCAACUUUAAAUGCGUCAACUUAUGAAUAUUAUCAAGAAAGUUUAAACACUUUGUUAGUUUUACUCUCGGCACAAAUACACCAAUCAAAUGCAAGUCAAAUAGAAAACAAUUAUUUUCUAAAUAUUUUAUUGACUAACUUUAGUGAGCUGGUCAAUAACUUAACUAAGCGACUUGUGACAAACUUUAUUGAACAAAAGCCUCUGCCACCUGCAUCCACAAGUAUGAGAUUAGUUGGCGUUGUGUAUAAUGCCUAUACCUAUCUUUUCCCUAGUAGAUCAUCGGCAACUUUACCAUCCGAUCCACCGCCAAUAGCGGAAAGAAGUUUACUUAUGUUACUGUUACUCUCUGUUCAAUGCCGAAUUCCAGAUGAGAAAACAAAAAAUUUUCGCGAAGGAAUUCGAUCUUUAAAGGACGCGCAAGAGAUUUGUUUGUUAUUAUAUCUAUUCAUGAUCGAAAAUGAAGAUUUUAGGGUUUACGUUUUAUCUCGUUUAGAUCCCGAAAUUCUUUUACUUCAAAUCCUAAGAUUGUUGUAUGAUGGAAUUGAUAGCAAGACAAAUUAUUCACAGAUGUAUAUUCUGCUUACAAUUAUUUUGCUUUUUAGUCAGGAUGAAGUCUUUAACGAGAAUAUUCAAAAAAUCCAUAACCCGUACAAAGAGAAUCAGCUUGAAUGGGUUUUAAUAUAUGUAAGAAACACUCCGCAUAAUGAAUUUAUGAAUACAUCAAGUAUUUCCAACAUAACCAUUCGUAUUGAUAGAUUGACAAAGCCAUGGUUCACAGAAAGAUUUUUAAAAUCCAUAUCAUUAGGAGGGUUGACGUAUUUAGUCCUUAUAAGGAUUAUACAGUUUAAUCUCAGUUCACAUCAGGAUGUGUAUUUUCACAACAACUGUUUAGCAAUUAUGGCUAACUUGGGGAAUAGUAUUCAAGACAUACAUCCCUAUGUUGCGCAAAGACUUGUUAACAUGUUCGACAUUGUAGCUAAGCGAUAUCAAAAAUUAUUAAAAAAAGCUCAGCAACAAGGCGACGAUGAAAAUUCUGACGCUGUCGCAAUAUACGGUGAUCUCGUCAGUUUAGUAUUGGAAAUCAUCAAUUCAGUGUUGACCCGAAGACUUAACUCCAAUCCCGAAUUAAUAUAUUCAUUAUUGCAUAAAAAGGAUUUGUUUACUCAUUUUCAAUUGCAUCCUAAAUUUUCAGAAUUAAUUGCUAAUAUUGAUAAUGUAAUUAGUUAUUUUCAUGCUCGAAUAUCCGAAGCAAAACUUAAAUCUCCAUCUGCAGAAGAGAUUUCAGAGUUAAUUGAAACUGCAGCAAGAACUUGGCCACCAGGCAGACUUAAGGAAUUCCCUGAUUUGAAAUUCCAAUAUGAGGAAGAAACGGAAUCACAAGAAUUCUUUUGUCCAUAUGUUUGGGCUUUGAUAUAUCGUCACACUUGGAUUUACUGGGAUGAGGAUAAAGCUCAUAUCUUACGCGAUUAUAUCAUAUAUGAUGAUGAGAUGGAAGAUUCAUCUGUUCAAGUCGUAUAG
This is a messenger RNA of Funneliformis geosporum, 2967 nucleotides long. NCBI's taxonomy places the organism in Eukaryota, Fungi, Glomeromycota, Glomeromycetes, Glomerales, Glomeraceae. The record is from the annotation of a GenBank genome assembly.